CGCCGCGCCUUCAUUGAAAAGUAGCGCGCGGCCACAAGGCGUCCUUGAUCGCCGCUGAAGUGAGACGGAGCGAAGAUUAAAGGUUCCCGUUAAGGGCGAUUUGUGGGUUUUUUCCACGUUAACGUAAGACACCGGGAGAGUUCUAGUAGGUCACCGUAGCAUCCAAACGGGUCACGGGUGUUUUACACGUGUGGGGCGUGGAACCGAACUGCUGCCUCGGAGGAGGAGGAGGUGGAGGACGAGCAUCACAGCAUAAAUUUGGAGCCAGAGCCGACAAUCCGGCUGUGCAGGUUUAUUCUACAACACUAUCACCAAACUACCGGAAACAAAAACACAUCAGACUUUCUUCUUCCUCGUCUAUCUUCGUGAAGUGGCCCUUUAAGCUUCCGGUUGUGUGGUCGUGAUGCCGGGAUUUUUCUUCUAGGCUUUACUAAACCAAAGGACGGCAACAGUCUCACUCCAAGUGGAUUACCGUGUGUUUGACCACUCAGUGGACCCCCCUGCAAACCAAAGCUUUCGUUUUCUUCUAUCUCAUAACAACACUCCCUAGCUGUGAGCUUUAAAAUCUGUUCAAAAUGACUGUUGGGAUGGAAGCGGCGGACAUAGCGGUGGUGGCCCUGUAUUUUGUCCUGGUGAUGGUCAUCGGGCUUUUUGCCAUGUGGAAGGCCAACCGCAGCACUGUGAGUGGCUACUUCCUGGCGGGACGUUCCAUGACGUGGGCGGUGAUAGGCGCUUCCCUCUUCGUCAGUAACAUCGGCAGUGAACAUUUCAUCGGGCUGGCUGGGUCGGGAGCGGCUAGCGGCUUUGCUGUUGCAGCCUGGGAAUUCAACGCACUUUUACUACUGCAGCUGCUCGGUUGGGUGUUUAUCCCCGUGUAUAUCCACUCAGGAGUCUUCACCAUGCCGGCGUACCUGUCAAAACGCUUUGGGGGCAACAGGCUGAAAGUGUAUUUUGCCUGUUUGUCUGUGCUUCUUUAUGUUUUUACCAAGCUGUCUGUGGAUUUGUACGCUGGAGCGCUCUUCAUCCAGGAGUCUCUGGGGUGGAAUCUGUAUUUGUCCAUCCUUCUCCUCAUCGGGAUGACUGCCUUGCUCACUGUCACUGGCGGGCUGGUGGCAGUGCUGUACACUGACGCCCUGCAGGCGGUGUUGAUGAUAGGAGGAGCUCUAACCCUAACCACCAUCAGUCUGAUCAAAGUUGGAGGACUAGAAGGAGUCAGAACUAAAUACAUGGAAGCAAUUCCUAAUGUCACUGCCAUAACAGCUGCAGGAAACUACACGUACUCGCCUUCCUGUCGCAUUCAUCCCAAACCAAACUCGCUGAGCAUCCUUCGCGGCCCCCUGGACGAAGACAUCCCGUGGCCAGGCUUCCUUCUCGGUCAGACUCCUGCUUCGAUUUGGUACUGGUGUGCCGAUCAAGUCAUAGUUCAGAGAGUGCUGGCGGCAAAGAACAUCGCUCACGCAAAAGGCUCAACCCUCAUGGCGGGGUUUCUCAAGGUCCUGCCCAUGUUUCUGAUCGUCAUUCCGGGGAUGAUCUCCCGCAUCUUGUUUGCGGAUGAGAUUGCGUGCAUCGGGCCAGAGCACUGCAUGGCCGUGUGUGGGUCAACAGCCGGCUGCUCCAACAUCGCCUACCCGCGGCUGGUCAUGGCGGUGAUGCCCGUGGGACUGAGGGGUCUAAUGAUGGCGGUAAUGAUAGCGGCUCUGAUGAGCGACCUCGACUCCAUCUUCAACAGCGCCAGCACCAUCUUCACGCUGGACAUUUACCAGACUUUUCGCAAGAAGGCGUCCCAGCGGGAAUUGCUGGCCGUGGGCCGCAUGUUCGUGGUGAUCAUGGUGGUCAUCAGCAUCGCCUGGGUCCCUGUUAUCAUUGAGAUGCAGGGCGGACAGACAUAUCUCUACAUUCAAGAAGUUGCUGGCUACCUCACUCCACCCAUUGCCGCCCUUUUUCUGUUGGGCGUGUUCUGGAAACGGUGUAACGAGAAAGGUGCCUUCUGGGGAGGCAUGACGGGUUUCACUCUCGGCACCAUUCGACUGAUUCUAGCGUUCGUCUACCGCCAGCCUCGCUGUGACCAGCCAGACGACCGUCCUGCCUUUAUCACCCACAUCCAUUACAUGUAUUUUGCAGCUGGGUUGUUCUGGAUUUCAGGACUGGUGGCGGUGGUGGUCAGUCUGCUCACCGCUCCACCCGACGAGGAGCAGACUGUCACAACCACCAUCUGGGGGCUCCGCAACAUCGAGAAGGUUCCAAUGAAGAAUCGAAGCGACAUCUAUAGACUAGCGGAGAAAAACCACUGCAACGGCAUUGGAAGUCUCCACAAAGAGAUGCCCGUAGAUGUCAAAAACGACCGGUUUUUGGACGGGGCUGACAUCAAACUCCUGGUCCCGUCUACGGACCACGACCCAGCCACCCCCAGCACAGAAACGUCUCCCGCCACCACUCCUUCUGAACACCACGCCAACGCGCAGAUGGAAACCAUCCGAGCAGAAGAGGGCCGUGUAGGCCGAAAGCAGAGAAAUCCGUUGAUGCGAUUUCUGGACUGUUUUUGUGGAAACGACGAAGGAGCUCAAGGCUCGCAGCAGCAGAAAGUGGGGCAGGAGGACGAAAAACAUAUCGGAGAGAUGCUUUACGAGCCCCCGAUGGUCAAACUCGUCCUCAACGGGGGCUUGAUACUCGUCUGCUCUUUGGGGAUCUUCAUGUUUGUGUAUUUCUCGCUGUAGUUGAACACUAAAGUGAAGCAGCGGUGAAAGUGGAAGGCAUGUGUUGAGUUCUUGACUGUUACAGUUGAAAAUUCGAGAAAGUCUUUCUGUAAUAUUUACAGUUUGUAGCUCUUAAACAGGGAUCAAAGUUUAUUCUCUAGAUGAGAGAAGCUAAUCCACGUAAAAAUUCUUUAAUCUGAUUUCAAAAUACUCACUGGGAUUAUUUAUGUGAAUUUAAUAUUUGCCUUAUUUACUUUUAUAGUUAAUUUUCUGUUAUAUAUAUAAAAAUCCAUUGACUGAAGUGUUUUUCAGAUUAACAGUGAUUUUUAAUUUUUGUUUGCUAGUGUAGGACUUUUAAUUUUCUCUUUAGCUGUUGAGGUAAAGCAUAAUCCGAUCAUCUCUGAAGAGAGAACAGCUAUUUUCUGUUUUACUGAAAACAAAAUAACCAAAUUUCAACUAGCCUUUUGAAUGUCAUACAUUUUUAGCUUGUUAAUAAAAUUAACAGUUUUGUAUCGGUUUGCAGCUCAACAAAGACUAAAAAAGCACAAUAUAAGAAAUAAAUACUAAUUUUUUGGGGGCAAAAUUUGGAUUAACCAAAUUCCAGUCAUAUCUGGAACUUCAGAGCUACUUUAAAAGUUUACUACUGUGUUUUUAUUCUUACUGCUGUUGUUUUUUAAGCAUUGUUGUGGCUGCAUUCUAGAGUUUUUAACCAAAAUACAGCUGUUUGUGCACUAUUUUAUCCUAACAAAAAGCUGCAAUUACCAAUGCUCUUGGUUGUGUGUCAAUGUCGAUUUUUACGUUUUUAUUUUUAUUUUUUUGUGUGCGUUCCUCUCCAUUCUAAAGUCUGCCCUGUUGGAUGUAUUAAGUUCUCGUUUUGAACAUAUUUCAGGUCUCAUUGCGUCAACCGUUUGUGUAUGUGUCGUGUAUUAUUGCUCGUUCUUUAAAGUGCAUUUUUCUAUAAUCCUCCUACCAAAUGUGUCUUGGUGUGCAAUGCUAUUGAGAAAGAAGAAAAAUAAGAACAUAAAAGUGAAAAUGUUUAUUGUUUCAAUUCUUUUAGUCAUUUAAUACGAUUGUUUUUAAGCCAUAUAUUUGCUUAGGUCUAUUUGUUUUUUAAAAACAAUUAUUCAGAGAAGACAUUUCUGUAAAAUGUGCAGCUCCGGAGCAGUUUAGUCAUGAAGUCUGUGUCCACAUUCCAACACCUGCAGAAGACACAGCAAGUGGAGAAAAUAAUAAUAAAAAAGAGGGUUGUAUUAGUAUGACUGAGUAGUCAGAAUGUGAGGGGUCAGGUGCCGUCUGUGUUGGGUGUAAAUGAGGCUCAACACCAUAGAUGACAGCUGUUAGUGAAGAGCUUUAAAUUUCUUUGAUUUGUUCUUGUUUUUAUGGAUUUUAUUUUUAGAAACUGAAAAUAAAGUUUUUGUGAAGACAGA
This is a messenger RNA of Oryzias melastigma (Indian medaka), 4120 nucleotides long. It is a transcript of the gene slc5a3b, whose product is annotated as solute carrier family 5 member 3b. Gene Ontology annotation, cellular component: plasma membrane. The transcript has 2 exons. Gene Ontology annotation, molecular function: D-glucose:sodium symporter activity. Lineage: Eukaryota; Metazoa; Chordata; Actinopteri; Beloniformes; Adrianichthyidae. Gene Ontology annotation, biological process: transmembrane transport; inositol metabolic process; myo-inositol transport. The record is from RefSeq and is a predicted model, not a curated record. The coding region runs from base 576 to 2714 and encodes 712 amino acids.